AUGGGUAUUGGUAACUCAAACACAUCAGUUGAUCCAGUUAUCAAAGGAUCAGGUUCGCAUAAUCAAAUAUUUGUAGGUGAUUCAGCUUUGAAGGUUAAAAAUGGCACUGCUGUUCAAGAAGUAAUGAAUACUGUUGGUAAAACUGCUAGUAAAGUCAUUGAAAGUGGUGGCGAUAUCAUAACCGCACCAGCAGUUUGGUUAAAAGAUAUCCAACAAAAUUGGCUUACCUACAUGGUUCUUGCUGCUAUUAUUUUAUCAAUUUUAGCAUUCUUUUAUUGUUCGUUUUGUUUUUAUUUUAAUCGAAGAAAAAACAAUUCGUCUAAUAACAAUCUUAUUGAAUUGGCUAAAAUUAUUAACAACAAGACUGGCAUCUUACAGCCACAACUGCCAUUGUCAAUGCUCAAUUUACCAUCAGUUUCACCAAACACACCAACAGAAUUAAGAGUUUAG
Molecule: messenger RNA, 450 nt
Organism: Rotaria sordida
Lineage: Eukaryota; Metazoa; Rotifera; Eurotatoria; Philodinida; Philodinidae
Source: the annotation of a GenBank genome assembly